Blastomyces dermatitidis ER-3 is the source of this 493-nucleotide messenger RNA. RefSeq lists its product as uncharacterized. The transcript has a single exon. The record is from RefSeq and is a predicted model, not a curated record. The coding region runs from base 50 to 493 and encodes 147 amino acids. NCBI's taxonomy places the organism in Eukaryota, Fungi, Ascomycota, Eurotiomycetes, Onygenales, Ajellomycetaceae.
UGUGCUUGAUAUUAUCGCUGAGGUAUCUUUUUGUAUUUUUCUGCCGGGGAUGGGCCAGAUUGGGAAGGGCGGUACGAGGGUGAGACUUGGCGUUGGUGUUUUGGAACAUCAAAGAUGGACAGGGUUUUCGCGGAGGUCGCUCCUCGGAUAUCUCCACAACUACAGGUCGGGGGUCUUCCAAAAUCGAGAAGAUUGGUGCAUAUGGCUAGGUCACUUCACCUUACAAUUUGUAUGGCACUCUGGCCCGGGGUUGUGGUGUGGUAGGGGAGAACGGGGGAUAAUCCCACACAGGAGCUUCGAACAACGUCCAGUUCACAUUUGGCUGGAUAACUCCACCACCACACAGGGUAUGCGGUCGGCGAUGGGGUCAAAAUGCUCGUAUGAUCGAGGGCUUUUCGAUGGAUCUAUCGGCGGGUUCUUAUUCGAAAAAUCGAGCGAGUUCGUGGUGGAGCGGUUGGUCAACAAUUUUCAUCACUUUCUGAACAGAUUGUAA